CUGGCGCACAACGCCACGCUGGCCGCCGCCUUCGUCGCCACCGCCGUGCUGCACCUCAGCCCCAGCGCGGGGUCGCCCACCGGCUGCGUGCUGCUCGCGUUCGUCAUACAGUUCACGUUCCUGGCAGCCUUCUUCUGGCUGAACGUCAUGUGUAUCGACAUUUCUUGGACCUUCACCGGGAUGCGCACAACGCGGUGCCCGGCGCUGGAGCGCGACCGCCGCCGCUUCCUGUGGUACUCGGCCUACGCCUGGGGCUGCACUGCCGCCAUCUGCGCGGCCGCCGUUGGUGCCGAGUUCUCACCUGCCGUGCCCGAAGACUCGCCCUUCAAGCCCAAUAUCAAUAAGGGCACCUGCUGGUUCAAAGGGAAGCCGGCGACGCUGGUGUACUUCUACGGGCCGAUGGCGCUGCUGCUGGUGUCCAACCUGUGCCUGUUCGCGUACACGGCGGGCCGCAUCUGCGUGGCGCGGCGCGGCUCCGGCAUCCUGCGAAAGCCGGGCAGCCAGCGACACCACGGGGGCAGCAAGAGGCGUCAGCAGCAGGAGCAGCAGAAGGAACUGGGGGCGGAGCAGGCGCGCAGGGACCAGCGCAAGGACCGCGAGAGGCUGGCCCUGUACGGCAAGCUGUUCGGCCUGAUGGGCGUAACAUGGCUGAUGGAGAUCGUGUCAUGGGCAGUGGGCGGCCCUGCCUACUUGUGGAUCGUGACUGACCUGGUGAACGUGAUGCGCCCGGCGUUCAUCUUCUACAUCUUCUGCUGCAACCGCACCGUCGUGAGGCAGCUCCGCUCCAAGCUUCCCGGCAGCUGGCCCUGCGCACUUGCGCCCUCCCAAGGUGGCGACAGCGUCCGCUCUGGGGGCGGCAGCAGCAGCGGCGCCCACUCCAGACCCACCGGCACCGCCUCCACCUCCGCCAACGCCCUCGAGAUGGCCAGCCUCCGCUCCUGAUGACUCUACCGCGCACCGAAACGCCGCGCACCAGCUGCGGGUGGCCAGCGACUUAGGACGUCUCCCCACGUGUAAUGACUGAGAGGUUACCUCCGUGAAACUCUACAAUAGCUAUUGCUGUAAUCUACUAGUAUUAUCAAAGUACCUGUCAUUUACAUUGUCAAAGAAAGUGUAGAUUUUUCAGAUUCAUUAGAAUACUCACAAAUUUUAUUACCUGAUGUGUAAUAAAAUAUU
Schistocerca cancellata (South American locust) is the source of this 1176-nucleotide messenger RNA. RefSeq names its product probable G-protein coupled receptor Mth-like 1. Gene Ontology annotation, molecular function: G protein-coupled receptor activity. Gene Ontology annotation, cellular component: membrane. The transcript has 6 exons. Gene Ontology annotation, biological process: G protein-coupled receptor signaling pathway. NCBI's taxonomy places the organism in Eukaryota, Metazoa, Arthropoda, Insecta, Orthoptera, Acrididae. Bases 148 to 942 code for a protein of 264 amino acids. The record is from RefSeq and is a predicted model, not a curated record.